Messenger RNA from Condylostylus longicornis, 911 nucleotides. It is a transcript of the gene Cpr49Ah, whose product is annotated as endocuticle structural glycoprotein ABD-4. Gene Ontology annotation, molecular function: structural constituent of chitin-based larval cuticle. Gene Ontology annotation, cellular component: chitin-based extracellular matrix. The record is from RefSeq and is a predicted model, not a curated record. The transcript has 2 exons. Bases 147 to 659 code for a protein of 170 amino acids. Lineage: Eukaryota; Metazoa; Arthropoda; Insecta; Diptera; Dolichopodidae.
ACUCUAUUUAAGUGCAGCAUCUUAAAAAUUUUAUCUUAAGUUCUACAAUAAAUUUAUAACUGUAAACUUGUCUCAAGUUAUUACAUAAUAAUUAUAAUAAAAAAAAAAUAAAAAAUUAACAAAAAAAAAAUUUUGAAAUAAGAAAAAUGAAAGUAAUUUUUGUUAUUAGUGCAUUUUUAUUUGCAAGCUGUUUAGCUCAAGAACAUCAUAAAGAUAAAGAAACAACAACAUGGAUUCCUAUUUUAAAAUAUAAUAAAGAACAAAGUGAAGAUGGAAGUUAUAAAACACAAUAUGAAACUGGAAAUAAUAUUGUACAUGAAGAAGCUGGUUUCUUAAAAGAUUUUUCAGAAAGAAAUCCAAAUGGUGUUUUAGUUCAACAUGGUCAAUAUUCAUAUGAAUCACCAGAAGGUGAAAUUGUUAAUGUACAAUAUACUGCUGAUGAAGGUGGUUUCCGUGCAACUGGUGAUCAUAUUCCAACACCACCUCCAGUACCAGAAGAAAUUCAAAAAGGUUUAGAUCAAAUUUAUGCUGGUAUUGAACAGAGAAAAAAAGAAAUCGAAGAAAGAGCUAGAAAUGAUCCAGCUUUUGCUAAAAAAUUAGAAGAUCAAAAAUUGGCACAACAAAAUGGUCAAUAUAUUGGAAUUUUAGAAAAUUUAUAAAUUUUAAAUUAAAAAAAAAAAUCGUGGAGGAGUAAAGAUAAAACAUAUAAAUCGAAAUUUUGCAUGAAGAACAAAUUAAUCUGGAAUAGGAAUUUUUUUUUAUAAUAAAAAAAAAAAACAAAAACAAUUAAAAAUUAUGAAACAAAAAAAAAAUACUCUUUUAGGAGCCUUGAAUUAAGACUGUGAUUUCCUUUAAGAUUUUUUUUAUAUAUUACAUACAUUUAUGAAAUUGUUAAACUUUCUCUUGCUCAA